Molecule: messenger RNA, 1695 nt
Organism: Chara braunii
Lineage: Eukaryota; Viridiplantae; Streptophyta; Charophyceae; Charales; Characeae
Source: the annotation of a GenBank genome assembly
CACUUUUUUUUCACGCCAGCUCCUCUCUUUUGCUUCCUGUCAGCGCGGUGGAUUUCAGCUCUUACUUUUUUCUUAUCAGGGAUUGGAGCGUAAAGGGGCUGGCGAUAGGACGUGGAGGUGGUGGUCGAUCUACGUGGUGUCUGCGCGCGGCAAUCGUACGUGGCAUCGGACGAACGGAAAAGGACAGGUGUCGUUUAUUCAGGCAAUCAUCGUCAUGAUUCUUCAGGCAUGGAGCUUGGCGACGGCGCCGUUGAUUAUCGUGGGUGGCAUCGCCGCGGCUGUGACCACGGUGUCCUAUGUGCUGGACAAGCCAGAGCAAAGGAAGGAAGAAACUGGCAAGCAGCCGCGUCGGUCUUCUCGAAAGUAGCUAUGGCGUCGCACGUUUGCAGCUAUGACAUCGGUCUUCUUGGAAGCAGAAAGCUGGCAAGCAGCCGCGUCGGUCUUCUCGACAGUAGCUAUGGCGUCGCACGUUGCAGCUAUGGCGUCGCACGUUUGCAGCUAUGACAUCGGUCUGCUCGGAAGCAGAAAGCUGGCAAGCAGCCGCGUCGGUCUUCUUGAAAGUAGCUAUGGCGUCGCACGUUGCAGCUAUGGCGUCGCACGUUGCAGCUACGGCGUCGCACGUUGCUAAAUUGGAGGAGUGGGGAGGGAAUGGGAGAGUCUGGCGCGCGAUCAAUGAUAAACAAGAUCCACGUUGAUGACGAAAGUACACGCACCUUGAGAUCAUCAUGUUGCAUGGCGCUGGCGUUCACCUGGGGGCAGCAGGGGCGCUGUGGCGCACCGUAGACUGGCGGAGUUGUUGUGCGGCGUUGGCUGCUCGGCGGAGUUGCGCGGCGGCUUUCGCUGCCCGGUGGAGUUGCGCGAUUUUUGCCGCUCGGGGGAGUUGCGCGGCUUUUGCUGCUGUUGCCCAUCGACCCGCCCCCCAACCCCCUCUCUUCCACAUGAGUGCGUACCCUCCCCUCCCCCCCGCCCCCCCGCUCGGCUCCAUCUUCUCCACAAUUUCCGUGGCUUGCGCCCCGCAAGAAUUCUUCUUGGCUUGCACUCUCCGCCGCAGCAGGAAGGAGGAAUGGACGAAUGCCUCCCUCAGCCGUCGUCUUGGGGUUUGCUUACGUUUGGUUGUUCCUUGUUUUCGAUUGACCCUUCUGUUGUUCUCCCCUCCAAUUUGUUGUUUCUUCGUGAUGAUGGAUGUAGUCCUCCUUUAGGUUAUCAUGCUGUCACUGAUUUGAUCUCAUUUAUAUUAUCGAGCCAAUGAUGAUGACGAGGAUGAGGAUGAGGACGAGGAUGAUGAGGAUGAGGAUGAUGAUGAUGGGCACUGGAUUGCGCUAAUGAAUAAGCAGCAGUGGAAGUCUUCAGGUGAAAGAGAGGAGGAGGAGGAUGCACGUAAUGAGGGUUGGGGUUAGGAUGAUGAUGAUGGGGUUUGGGAUGGAGGGGAGGGGGAGUGAGGCUGGUUGAUGGGCUUCUUCUGACGUAGAGGGUAAGAGUUGAUUAUAGAUUGUGUGAAAAAAGGGAAAAAAAAAGAGAACCAGUUUCUGUUUUGUGACUUGUAAAUGCUGAUUACUCCCCUUGUAAAUGCUUAUUACGCGUCUUGAUUAUGGAUUUUGACGAUUGAUUGAUUGAUUGCCAUGAUUGGAUGUGGUUGCGCUGCUGGACUUGCUUCACUGAAGGAGCUGUGACUCAAGUAACAAUAUGACAAAACGU